Molecule: messenger RNA, 2355 nt
Organism: Penicillium nucicola
Lineage: Eukaryota; Fungi; Ascomycota; Eurotiomycetes; Eurotiales; Aspergillaceae
Product: mismatch repair ATPase MLH1
Exons: 4
Coding region: 1-2355 (784 amino acids)
Biological process (GO): mismatch repair
Cellular component (GO): MutLalpha complex
Molecular function (GO): ATP binding; ATP-dependent DNA damage sensor activity; ATP hydrolysis activity
Source: RefSeq, a predicted model, not a curated record
AUGCAGGACCAGAUGGACACAGAGUCCAUCGAACAGCGUGGUACUAAGCGUGCGGCUGAGGAGACUAGUACUCAAGAGCCGCCCAGGCCAAAGAAGAUCAAGGCUCUCGAUCCUGAUGUCGUGAACAAAAUUGCGGCCGGGGAGAUUAUCGUCGCGCCAAUGCACGCGUUAAAGGAGUUGAUUGAAAACGCAGUUGAUGCUGGCUCUACCUCCAUUGAAGUUCUAGUCAAGGACGGAGGCCUCAAGCUACUACAAAUUACCGAUAACGGACAUGGCAUUGAUCGAGAUGAUCUUCCUAUUCUCUGUGAGAGAUUCACUACAUCCAAACUCAAAGAGUUUGAAGAUCUCUCCUCUAUCGGAACUUACGGGUUCCGGGGUGAAGCAUUGGCCAGCAUCAGCCAUAUUGCACAUCUCACAGUCACGACGAAGACGGCAGGUUCCAGCUGUGCGUGGCGAGCGCAUUACGGAGAUGGAAAGCUGAUUCCAGCCAAGCCGGGUCAGAAUGCUGCACCCAAGGCGACAGCUGGAAGAGGAGGAACGCAGAUCACCGUUGAGGAUCUGUUCUACAAUGUCCCUACUCGACGCAGAGCCUUCCGAUCAGCAAGCGAAGAGUAUGCCAAAAUCCUUGAUGUUGUUGGCCGAUAUGCAGUUCACUGCCACGGGGUUGCUUUCUCAUGCCGUAAACAUGGCGACUCUGGCGUAAGUAUUUCGACACCAGCCAGCGCUAGCACCGUCGACCGGAUCCGCCAAAUCCACGGCAGUGCUGUCGCAAAUGAGCUCGUUGAUUUCAAUUGCGAAGAUAAGAAGUUUGGCUUCCAGUCAUCUGGGCUUGCCACCAAUGCCAACUAUCAUGUCAAGAAGACAGUGAUUUUACUCUUCAUCAAUCAUCGUGCAGUCGAAUCAACGACUUUCAAGCGUGCAGUCGAGCAGACCUAUUCGGCAUUCUUACCCAAGGGUGGCCACCCUUUCGUCUACCUUGACCUCGAGAUCGAACCCAACCGAGUCGAUGUCAAUGUACAUCCCACAAAGCGCGAGGUCAACUUCUUAAACGAAGACGAAAUCAUCGAACUUGUCUGCACUGAAAUUCGAUCCAAGCUCGCAGAGGUGGACUCGAGCCGCACAUUCUUGACCCAAACUCUUCUUCCUACCGUGCCAACGAUUCAAUCCCUACAGGAUGAAAGCAAUGAUCCUAAAGAGGGAGCAGAUCCAAGAGGAGCAACUCCCAAAACACCAGCGACAACCAAAAAGCCCUACGAAAACAAUCUCAUCCGAACAGACUCCAAAGUCCGUAAAAUAACAGCAAUGCUAGCACCCUCACCGCAAGAUGGAUACAACCCUAACGCCCCAGAAACCGACAAUCAAACAACCUCCCUGCUAGAAGAAGGUCUCCAAUAUACAACGACAGACCGCCAACCCCUACGCAUAGCCCUAUCCUCAAUAAAAGCCCUACGAGCAAAAGUCCGCGCCGAGAUGCACAACACCCUAACAGAAAUGUUUGCAACACACACUUACGUCGGACUCGUCGACGAACAACGCCGCCUAGCAGCAAUCCAAUCCGGCGUCAAACUCUACCUAAUAGACUACGGCCUAACAAGCAACGAACUGUUCUACCAAAUCGGCCUGACAGACUUCGGCAACUUCGGCACAAUAAAACUAGACCCAGCACCAAAGCUAACAGACCUUCUCAAAAUCGCCGCCGAAGAAGAAAAGCAAGAACUCACCCCCCAAGCUUCAAAUCAGAAAGAAGCAGACACAAUCUUCGCAAAUGCACCAGACAUGAUCGCCCGCACACUCAUUCAACGCCGCGAAAUGCUAAACGAGUAUUUCGCCAUGCAGAUCAGUCCUGACGGCCACCUCCUCACCAUCCCCCUCCUGCUGAAGGGGUAUGUGCCCGCGCUCUCAAAGCUACCACGCUUCCUCCUCCGUCUCGGUCCAUACGUCGACUGGAGCAGCGAGGAGGGGUGUUUCCGGUCUUUUCUGCGUGAGCUCGCUGCGUUCUAUACGCCCGAACAACUUCCCGUUGUUGCGGGGCAUGCGUCGGCGUCGACGUCGGUGUCUGCAGAUGCAGAUGCAGAUGCAGCUAUGGAUGUAUCAGCGUCUGGGUCUGGGCCUUCGCCUGCAUUUGCGCCUGCGCAAGCCGACUCCAUGACCGAGCCGGUUGUAGCCGAUGCAUCCUCGUCCGAGCUUGAUGCGGAGGCGUUUGUGAGGGCGCGGAGGGCGCAGAUCCUUCGCAUGUUGGAGUAUGUUCUUUUCCCUGCUGUGCGGGCUCGUCUUGUUGCCACUUCACGGUUGUUGCGUGGUGUUGUUGAGGUUGCGGAUUUGAAGGGGCUGUAUCGGGUGUUUGAGCGCUGUUGA